CGCGAGGGACGUACCCGGAUUGAGAGAGGGGCUCUGCCGCGGCGGAGGGCCGGGCGCGAGGCCGAGCGCCAAUUAAACUGGGAAAGCUGCAUGUAUUUUCUUCCUGAGGCACAGCUCCUUCAGGUAGCCAGGGCCCUUGGCCGAAGGAAGAAACUGGUCACUCAAGCUUACCCUGUCGUCCGCGCCAGAAACAACAGGGCCUUUCCUGGGUGCGCCUGGCUGUGGAAAGGCGCUCCCCUGCCUUUGGCUGCCCGGUGGUGCUGGCCGUGGGCCAGUGGCUCGGCUUCUGCACCGCUUCGGCACCUCUCGCACCCAGAGCCACCGAGCCCCACCUCCACGAUGGCAGAGCAGCGCUACUGCGUGGACUACGCCAAGCGCGGCACGGCCGGCUGCAAGAAGUGCAAGGAGAAGAUCCUCAAGGGCCUGGUGCGCAUCGGCAAGGUCGUGCCCAACCCGUUCACGGAGUCCGGCGGAGACAUGAAGGAGUGGUACCACGUCAAGUGCAUAUUUGAGAAACUGGAAAGGGCCCGGGCCACGACCAAGAAGAUUGAGGACAUCAUGGACCUGGAAGGCUGGGAGGAACUGCAGGAUGCUGAAAAAGAGCUGGUAAACCAACACAUCUCAGACCUGACUUCGAAAGCUGUGAGCACGCCCAAGAAAAAGGUGGUCGUCCAGGCAAAGCUUUCUCCUGGGGGACAGAUCACCUCUCCCAAGAAGAUGCCAGGGGCCCCUUCGGAUCCAUCACCAAAGAAAUUUUCAGGGUUUACAGCAAAGCCUGGCAGUUCAGAAGACGCAGCCCCCAGCGUGCCCCACAAGCCAAGCUUGUCCACCGAGAAGUGCGACCCAAAGCACAAGGACUGUCUGCUGCGGGAGUUCAGGAAGCUGUGCGCCAUGGUGGCAGAUAAGCCCAGCUACAACGUUAAAACCCAGAUUAUCCAGGACUUUCUGCAGAAGGGAAGCAAUGGAGACGCCUUUCGUGGGGACCUCUACCUGACCGUGAAGCUGCUGCUGCCAGGAGUCGUUAAGAGUGUCUAUAACUUGAAUGACAAGCAGAUCGUCAAGCUCUUUAGUAGGAUAUUCAGCUGCAGCCAGGAAGACAUGGUCCGUGACUUGGAGCAGGGUGAUGUUUCUGAGACAGUGCGGCUCUUUUUUGAGCAAAGCCAAUCGUGCCCUCCCGCGGCCAAGAGCCUUUUGACGAUCCAGGAAGUCGAAGAGUUCCUAGCGCGGCUCUCCAGACUCUCCAAAGAGGACGAUCAGCAAAGUCUGCUGCAAGAGCUGGCAAAAAGGUGCACCGGCAAUGACUUGAAAUGCAUCAUCAGGCUGAUUAAACACGAUCUGAAAAUGAACGCCGGUGCAAAACAUGUGCUAGACGCUUUAGACCCCAAUGCUUACGAGGCCUUCAAAGCGUCCCGCAACCUCCAUGACGUGGUGGAGAGGGUGCUGCGGAACCAGCAGGAAGCCCAGAAGGUGCCAGGCCUGAAGAGAACCCUCAGUGUUCAGGCCUCGCUGAUGACGCCCGUGCAGCCCAUGCUGGCUGAAGCCUGCAAGUCGAUUGAGUUCGCCAUGAGGAAGUGUCCCAACGGGAUGUACGCAGAGAUCAAGUACGACGGGGAGCGCGUCCAGGUGCACAAGAAGGGCGACCACUUCAGCUAUUUCAGCCGCAGCUUGAAGUCCGUCCUUCCCCACAAGGUAGCCCACUUCAAGGACUUCAUCCCCAGGGCUUUCCCGGGAGGACACAGCAUGAUCCUGGAUGCCGAAGUCUUGCUGAUCGACACCAGAAGCAGCAAGCCGCUGCCUUUCGGGACGCUUGGGGUGCAUAAGAAAGCCGCCUUCCAGGACGCCAAUGUCUGCCUCUUCGUCUUUGACUGCAUCUACUUCAACGACGUCAGCCUGAUGGACAGGCCUCUCUGUGAGCGCCGCAAGUUCCUCCACGACAACAUGGUGGAAAUCCCGAACCGGAUCCUCUUCUCCGAGAUGAAGCACGUCACGAAAGCUUCAGACCUCGCCGAUAUGAUCAACCGGGUCAUCCGUGAAGGGCUGGAGGGUUUGGUGCUGAAAGACAUAAAGAGCACCUACGAGCCAGGAAAACGCCACUGGCUCAAAGUGAAAAAAGAUUACCUGAACGAGGGAGCAAUGGCCGACACGGCCGACCUGGUGGUGUUGGGGGCAUUCUAUGGGCAAGGCAGCAAAGGCGGGAUGAUGUCCAUCUUUCUCAUGGGCUGCUAUGAUCCCGACAGCCAGAGGUGGUGCACCGUGACCAAAUGCUCUGGGGGGCACGACGACGCCACCCUCGCCCGGCUGCAGAAGGAACUGGACAUGGUGAAAAUCAGCAAGGAUCCCAGUAAAAUUCCAGGAUGGCUUAAGAUAAACAAGAAUUACUACCCAGACUUCAUUGUUCCAGACCCAAAGGCUGCGCCAGUGUGGGAGAUCACAGGUGCCGAGUUCUCCAAAGCAGAGGCCCACACCGCCGACGGGAUCUCCAUCCGCUUCCCCCGCUGCACGCGCAUCCGAGACGACAAAGACUGGACAACGGCCACCACCCUCCCACAGCUCAGGAAGCUGUACCAGCUGUCCAAAGAGCGGUCCGACUUGAUCGUGGCGGCCACGGAGGACGACGCUUCCACCCCCAGCAGCAGUGGGGAGAACGAGGGGCAGGGUGGGCCGCCCACCCCACACAAGGCUGCAAAGGGACCCCCGAGCAAGUCACCUGCAAAGGCCAAGAAGCCUGAAGCUGAGAUCUUUUUAGCCAGCAAACCAGCUGAAAGAUUCCCACUGAAGAAAGCAGAGGAGAAGCGAGGAGAGAAGAGGAAAGCAGCUGAGCUGGAGGAAGACAAGCGAAAGAUGCUGCUGGACAUAUUCACUGGGGUGAAGCUGUAUCUGCCUCCUUCAGUGGAGGGCUUCAGCAAAAUUAGGCGGUACUUCAUAGCCUACGACGGAGACCUGGUCCAAGAAUUUGAUACUGCCUCCGCAACACACGUGAUGGGGGAUGUGGAAGAGAACCUCAUGGCCAAGCAGGUCUCCCCCGACUGGAUCUGGGAGUGCAUUCGGAAACGGAGGCUGGUCGCCCCUCCCUAGGUCAUACAUGGCCUAGUGCACGGGCCCAGGAUACCGCUCGGCUCUUCUUAACUAGUCUCAGUAGCAUCCAAGACCGUGUGGACCACGUAUUUUUUGGAGAAAUCAACAUCUCUGGAAUGAAAUUCAUACCUAUGAACGACCCAUAUGGGAAUCAGUGAACUGACAUGAAGAUUAACUUAAUUGCACCACUGCUAGAUUGCGCUGCUGUUCAUGUUUUAAUAAAUAGGGACAAUACGCUUGCAAAA
This is a messenger RNA of Varanus komodoensis (Komodo dragon), 3320 nucleotides long. RefSeq names its product DNA ligase 3 (gene LIG3). Gene Ontology annotation, molecular function: ATP binding; DNA ligase (ATP) activity; zinc ion binding. Gene Ontology annotation, biological process: lagging strand elongation; DNA biosynthetic process; mitochondrial DNA repair. The record is from RefSeq and is a predicted model, not a curated record. Gene Ontology annotation, cellular component: DNA ligase III-XRCC1 complex. The coding region runs from base 91 to 3075 and encodes 994 amino acids. The transcript has 20 exons. NCBI's taxonomy places the organism in Eukaryota, Metazoa, Chordata, Lepidosauria, Squamata, Varanidae.